This is a messenger RNA of Parnassius apollo (apollo), 3153 nucleotides long. NCBI's taxonomy places the organism in Eukaryota, Metazoa, Arthropoda, Insecta, Lepidoptera, Papilionidae. The record is from the annotation of a GenBank genome assembly.
AUGAAUAGUAAACCGAGUACUUCUAAGCGUUCUAGUAGCGUCAAAAAGACAUCGUUUUGCAAAAAAAGACGUAACAGUAGUGAUGAAGGUGAAGGAAUUGACAUGGAUUUCUUAGAAUUUUCGAGUGAUGAAGAGGUUUAUUCGCAAUGUGAUUAUCAAGAUGGAUCAUCUGAAGAGGAAAGUGAUGACAGUAAUUUGAGCAUUUUCGAUACUCGGAAACAACCUGAAAUGAUAAAGCAUACAUCGAACACUCUCCAGAAGUCAAGUUCAGCCUUGACGUCAACAAAAUCAAAUAACAUAGCUUCUAAGCCACGUCCAUCGCAUGUGUCAGCGAAAUUGUCCUCUGCUUCAAAAACGGUAGAUGAUAUUAUGCCGCAAUCUCCUAAGGAAAUGGAGGAUGAGCUUAUGUCACAACCACCACCAGCAAAUAGCCGGCAUAUUCCUUCCAUGGAACAGGCUUACAAUGAACUUCCUGACUUACCUGAUUAUCUAUUGCGAGAGAAUAUGUCUACCUCUAGUUUUUCCCUGUUAAGAUCGGACGUGCCUACUCCUGACUACUGUGAUGGCAAUUUAGCAUCCGAACCUCAUAAUUCACCUAGCUCGUCUUUGCCUCACUCGCCUAUUCGUAAUAUUGCGGAAAACUUACCCUCUCGAAAAGAAUCUUCAGAACGUGGUGAUUUAGUCAGCUCGUCUAUUUUCCGUUCGCCUAUUCCAAAUAAUGCAGAAAAUUUACUCUCGAGAGAUGUAGCUGCAGCUAUUCGAAACGAAGAAAAUAUACCCUCUCUAGAUUGCCCUACAGAAACUUGGAGCACUGACCGAAGCUCAAUGAAGACAAUUUACUUUACUCAGUCACAAGAGUUACUAGUACCGCCUCUAGCGAAUCCUUUUGAAGUAUUGAGACUUUUGAUUAAUGAUAAAUUGAUAGACCUAAUUGUGCAAGAAACUAACGCUCACGCAGUAAGAGUACUAUCUUCACCUGGUGUAACAGAUCAAUCAAGAAUCACACGCUGGAAGGAACUUGACCUUGAACGUGAAGAACUUUGGACAUUUUUUGGACUGCUCCUGCAUACAGGAACAAUUCGCCUAAAUAGUCUAAAAAAUCAGUCUCGCGUCUGGCGUCAAGCGAGUAGCACGCGUUCACGCGCAUCGUUAGUGGUUACGUACGUUGCUUGUUAUUGCUUACUCACGCGUGUGGGUAGGGCCGCGCGGCCUGCUUACGCGCAAGCUUACUCAGUGGUACUUGCGGGUAUACGCAAAAUGACGGACGAGAAUGAAGAAUUCAACAAUAAUAUUAUGUAUAGCGAAGACGAUAUUGCAGAAUUAGAAGUAGAAGAGCGGGAUAGUAUUGGUAAAAAUAGACCUAGGAUUAUUAAAAGAAUCAGAGAAACGGAGGAGAGUGAUGACGAGUGGAGGAUUGUGAAGGGAAAGGGGAAGAAAAAACGACUGCACGAGGAUGAGAGCUUAAGUACAGAAACAGAUAUCGAGGUAUACAUUGCAUGCAGUGAAAAGCUGCCCAAGCAAUUUGCUUUGGAACGGUUAUUCAAAGAAAAUGGAAUUACUGAUAUAAUUAGAGUGAAAUACUUAAACCCAUUUAAACCAUAUGUUUAUCCAGUUUCACAAUGCUCACAAUGUUGGAGGUUGGGUCACAUUCGCAAGUUAUGUCCAUUUAAGAAAACAAUAUGCCCGAAAUGUGGGGGAGAACACGAGAAUUGUGACACUAAAACAUUCAAAUGUGUCAAUUGUUCUGGAACUCACAUGGCUUUAGCUAGGACUUGCCCUGCUUACCUUAAAGAAAGAAAGUUGCGAGAACUUAUGGCUGAGUUUAAUUGCACAUACAGAAUGGCUUUAACAAUCUAUGUUGCGCCAACACCACAUAGACAAAUGGACAUCCAGCAGGAGUGUAAUUAUAACACAUCGAAGAGGGAAGCGGCUAAAGUCCAAAAUGUUCCUACUUUUGCAGAAGUGACGGCCAAUAGCAUAUUGCAUAACGAAGACAAUAUUAGCCAAUGUGAAAUUAAGGUAUCGUCGCCCCGCCGGCGCCAAAUAAAAAAGGAUAAAAGAAGUACAGAGCGUGACACGUCAUUACAAAGUAAUAGAUUUGAACCUAGUACUAGCUAUAGUGAGGCAAAUAACAACGAAUCUUCUAAUAAAAUAUCUUUCAAGUCGAGCGGGGCGCACGCGCCGUAUUGUACUACCGAAAUGAAAAUCGAUACAGAACGAGUAAUCAUUGAAGUUCAUCUGCGGCCCGUUUUGUGGGAUAAACGCAAUGAAUUAUACAAACACAGGGACGCGAGGGAGGCUGCAUGGAGAGAUAUUUUGAAGGAAUUGGCACCUAACUACGAAAAUUUGAGCGAAGAGGAAAGAAAAGAGGCGGACAAGAAAAUACAACAACGCUGGCGAACAGCAAGGGACACUUACCAAAAAGACAAGAUAUCUGAAAAAUAUCAGCCAUCCGGCUCUGGGAGUAAGAAGAAGAAGAAGAAAUAUUCUUACUAUGACAUUUUGACUUUCUUAGACAGUACAACGGAAACUGCUGGAGAAGAGUCACUCUGUGAAGAAAUGUCUGAACAAAGUAAUUUAGAAACACCUAAUGAGUCCACGCAACCAGAUACUUCACGUCAAGAAAGUUCUCACCCAACAUCAAAACAAAAACAAGUAAAAUCUAAAAAGCAAGCACCAUCUGAAUUUGAGGCACAGUUAUUAGAAUGCUUAAAGUCUAAUCAACUGGAGCUAGAAAGUGAGGAUUUGGCUUUCUUUCAGUCUCUGCAGCCUUCAUUAAAAAGAUUCACUAGAUAUCAAAAACUAAUGUUCAGAACAAAAGUGUUAAAUAUAGUUAUGGAAAUGGAAAGUCAAACACAACCUGCAUACUACAGUCCCAUACCUACAACAAGUUCUAGUGCUUUUACUGAGCUUGACAGUUUGUCACCGAUAAAUCAAGAUUACCAAACCAAUAGUAUAAUCCAGGAUACUUCGAGUCUUAACGACAAUGCUAUUAGUUCUGCUGCAGUGAAUGACAAUGAAACUCUUAUUUCGACUGAAAGCGGCCUGUUUAAUAUCACGUCUUAUGACGUAAUUUAUACCCCAGCAACAACAUCAUCUACAGGCGAAAGUAAUGUCAACGCUCAGGAUACAAAUUUACAAAGAAAUGAAUGA